AUGGCUCCCAAUCAGAAUCUUGGUGUCGAUGGUAACCGGGCAUCCACCAGUGGUGUAUACGAUGUGCCAUUUGGCCUACCUUACCUGCCCUGCGACCAGCCCUUCAACUGUGGUGACACUACCAAACUCGGCGAAGACCAGGAGAGUGUGGGCUGUUACGAGUCAUCACAAAUGACGACUCUUGAAGAUGGCGAAAAGAUGCCACUGUAUGGUGCGCUCAAGGAAGAGUCUGUUCCCAAGCCCAUCUAUGAGGGCUGGGCUUUGCACUGCUCUCAGACGUCCAACCUCAUUGAGAGCGCCAAGAUUUUCGGCAUCAAUGUCUUCACGCGCCACUCUCAUGAGGCUCCUGAAGUGAGCCAGAGCAAGAAGCAGCACACGCAAAGAGAGUUGGCCGACAUGGCACUUCAAGCCGUUCAUUCCCACAAAGCCGCCAACAAACGCUCACUUCCCUUGCGGCUGCUGCGCGGCCCCGCCAAGUCCUACGAGUCUGGUCUUGACAAGCGCCUCACAAAGCUGCCCCACCCGGUGCAGGCUAAGCUGAAUGACCUCCUCAAGUCCCGUAGAACCUCUGUCUCUAACCUCUGGUACGGGCGUGAAUGGACCGUCGUCAUGAUGCGGGAGCAGUACCAUUACCACUUCGCAAGCGCCAAAGAUGAGGAAGUCAAGAAGGGUAUCCUGCGCUCACUUUCACGAAAGGGUGCUAACCGAGGCCGACCUAUCGAGUACUUCUUUAUCCUCCGUGGACACAGUGGUGCAGAUGAAGAGAAGCGAUUUCUCUCGGCCACCGACCGCCUCCUCGAAGGCUCCACAGGCUCUCAAGAGCAUGAAAAGGAGGAAGAACUUACCAAGAACAUGAUGCCGUGCCCAUUUUUGGCCUACGAACCUGAGAACCAACAAGGUCAAGUAUUCUCUCGCGGCCCAUCUGAGCCACAGUGCACCACCAAGAAUGCUACCACCACCAACGACCAGCUACACGCUAUCGACCACUUCGAUCCUAGUACUGCCUACUCUCCAUUAUCAUUUCUCCUCCAACCAUUCGACCCCUUCUUCUCCUACUCCUCGUCCUCCGCCGGCCCGAUCUUGGACGGCCCUGCCGUUCAGCCAGAGGCAACAGUUCUGGCGCCAAGAACUACGGAUCAGCAACUUCCGGCUUACCUGGCGGCACCUACGGAACCCUCCAUUCCCACGGGUGUGUCGAAUGGAAGCUACUACCCAGCCUCAGCAUACGCAUACGAGGACACGCAAAGCUCAGGGUACGCGGCGAGGUCAGCUGGCACAGUGGUUCUAUCCAGCUGGCUGACGCCAGGAGCCCGCGUCGGCCGCUGCAGCAACAAUGGCGGCAACAAUAGCGGCAGCAUUGUUGAUUACAGCGCUGUGCGUCAGGACUAUCGGAACAAGACUGGCGCUUUCACUCCCUGUGGCUUUUCUGGUUGCGAUUCGGUGCCCAUCAUGGCUCCCCUGUUUGACGAACCAACCCUGCCUUCUGAGACGCCCCUGACUAGUACUCUGGCCUCGUCGAUGACUUUCUCGGAUGCCACGGUCGACAGAAUGAGCUCCGACCCUAGCUUCGGUGGUGUGGAAGGGUCAAAGGCUUCAAUAUUCCUGGAUACUCCGAUCUAG
Molecule: messenger RNA, 1620 nt
Organism: Cryphonectria parasitica EP155
Lineage: Eukaryota; Fungi; Ascomycota; Sordariomycetes; Diaporthales; Cryphonectriaceae
Exons: 2
Coding region: 1-1620 (539 amino acids)
Source: RefSeq, a predicted model, not a curated record